Molecule: messenger RNA, 1768 nt
Organism: Triticum aestivum (bread wheat)
Lineage: Eukaryota; Viridiplantae; Streptophyta; Magnoliopsida; Poales; Poaceae
Product: formin-like protein 20
Exons: 5
Coding region: 501-1622 (373 amino acids)
Molecular function (GO): DNA-binding transcription factor activity
Source: RefSeq, a predicted model, not a curated record
CGGCAAAUUAGGCGAACAAAAAGAAACAAGAUACGAUCCCAUCAUCUCAUCUCCCUCCUCCCUCUCUCCGUGUCUAGUGAGUCUAGAUCUCCCGCUCCCGAGUCCCCCGCGCCUGGCACCACUCGCCACUCGCUCGCACACUCUUCUCGGCUCCCGCGCACCUAUAUAUACCCCGCGCAUUGCGCCUCCGCCCCACACACAGCCGCAGGUUUCUUGAUCCGGUAGGCUGCACGGACCGUGCUGCGCCCCCCGCGCCGCGCUAGCGCUAGUCCCCUACCCCCCUGAGUUGCGACACCGCCCGCCACGCGCGCGUCCCCGGCCGGCCUGAUCUCCCCUCGCCGGUCGUUCCGUUGCGCCUCUGUUGGCCGCGCUCUCUCCCGCCCCGACCAUGGGUCCGUGAUGCGAUCCCAUACAUUUGGUGGUGUGGUGACUUCUCGCGUUCCGUGAGGCGCUCGCGGGGACGGGAGGAGACGCGCGUUCGGUUGGUUCGGCGCGACGAGAUGGUGCAGGAGCCGAGCAACAGCAGCAACCACCACCUGCAGCAGCAGCUGGCCAAGUACGGCGGCGGGACCGGCAACGGCAACGGCAACGGCAACGGCGCGGCCACCGGCGUGGCGCGGGCGUCGAGGAAGAACAAGCCCAAGAAGAUCCCGCAGCGCGGCCUCGGCGUGGCGCAGCUCGAGAAGCUCCGCAUCGAGGAGCAGAAGAAGAUGGGGGGAGGGCCGUCCGCGGCCACGCCGUCGUCGCACGCGCUCAACGGCGGGGCCCUCUGCCACCUCCCCGCGCCCACGCUGCACCAUCACCUGCCGCCGCCGCCCCCGCUGAGCGCCCUCUCGAGGCCGGCCGCCGCGGACCACUGCGGCUUCCCGCCGGCGCUCUGGAGCCCGGCGGAUCCGGCGAAGCACCCGUACAAGAGAAGCCUCUGCCCCCAACCUCCACUCCCAAUGGUGAGCACGGGCCUGUCCCUGACGGCGCCGUCGAGCCACCCACCGGAGCCCCCUUCAAACCAAAUGUACAGCAGCAGCAGCAGCAGCAGGAGGAGCAGCGCGGCGGCGCCGGCGCCGACGGAGGACGAGAGGGAACCGGCCGGCGUGGAUAGGUCCUGGCCCUUCAUGUUCGAGGGGAUGACCCCAUUCACGACGACGAGCAAAGCCUUCCCCCCUCCUCCGUUGCCGCCGUUCGCCGUCAGGACGGCGAGCGAUUCCGGGCUGGCCGAUGUUACUCCUGACCUGAGCAGAUACGAGUUCAGAGCAACCAAUUAUUUCAGUGCAAGUGCGUACCCAAGUUGUUCAGACUGGACGCCAGAGUUCGGUCACUGCAAGGAUACCGGCCGUAGCAGAGACGCUGGCUUGCUCACCCUGAGCUCGCGGCCUCCACAACUCAUGAGGCAGCCUCAUGUGGUGCCAUCAAUGCACAUCCCGGAGUACGGCGGCUUCAGUGCCAGUGCCAGCGCCGUGCCAUCCCAGCUCGGGAGCGUUUCAGCUUCGCCGUCAUCGUCGUCCCUGCCAUUCUACAACUUCCUCCCGAUCGGCCCGGUCGACCAUGAGAGAGCCCCGAGCGAGCGGAAGGCCGACGUGUCGGAUGGGGAAAUCGACUUGGAGCUCAAGCUAUGGAAGGGCUGACCAAAUCUGCAAUGAACAUUAGGAAGUUGUGGAGAAGGGUACGUAGAGACAGAUGUGUUCAAGUAGUAACAUCAGAUGUAUCAAGAGAUGUUUUCUAGUAGGACAUGUUUUUCACUGCCAAUAAACCUUCUUGUGAUAUGGUUCAA